UCACAUUCCCAAUCCCUACACCCUCUCCCUCCACUUCAUUUUCCCAAAUCCCUCUCCUUUUUCUCUCUCCUGGUCUCUCCUGGUUUAUCAGAAAUUUUAGCUGAUAAACCACCUCACAUUGCCUUCUUCUUGUGUUUUUACAGCUUCAAAGCAAAGAAAAAGCUUCCAUCUUUUUACCGUUUUACUGCUGGCAUGGAGAAAUUUGUGAGGGUAAUUUCCAUGGCUCCUCUGCUUCUGCUGCUCUGUUUGCCUUUUGCUUUGGCCGGCCAUGACUACGGGCAGGCUCUGAGCAAGAGCAUUCUGUUCUUUGAAGCUCAGAGAUCUGGGUUUCUUCCCCGCAACCAGAGAGUCACUUGGAGAUCCAAUUCUGGCUUGUAUGAUGGCAAGGCCAAUGGGGUUGAUCUGGUGGGAGGGUACUAUGAUGCAGGUGACAAUGUGAAGUUUGGGCUUCCCAUGGCCUUCACAGUCACAAUGAUGUCCUGGAGUAUAAUCGAGUACGGCAAGCAAAUGGCCGCAAGCGGUGAGCUCGGCCAUGCCAUGGAGGCCGUCAAAUGGGGCACUGACUACUUCAUCAAAGCUCAUCCUGAACCCAAUGUCCUCUACGGAGAGGUGGGAGAUGGGAACACUGACCAUUACUGUUGGCAAAGACCGGAGGAUAUGACCACUAACCGCCGGGCAUACAAGAUCAGCCCCAGCAAUCCCGGGUCCGAUCUUGCCGGAGAAACUGCCGCCGCUAUGGCGGCUGCUUCCAUUGUCUUCCGCCGCUCCAACCCCACAUACUCCCGUGAACUCCUCCGCCACGCCUAUCAGCUGUUUGAUUUUGCGGACAAGUACAGGGGGAAAUAUGACAGCAGCAUCAACGUGGCCCAAAAGUACUACCGGUCCAUCAGUGGCUACAAUGAUGAGUUGCUAUGGGCUGCUGCUUGGUUGUUCCAGGCAAGUAACAACCAGUACUACUUGGACUACCUCGGAAACAAUGGUGAUUCCCUGGGAGGAACCGGUUGGGGAAUGACCGAGUUCAGUUGGGAUGUCAAGUAUUCCGGGGUCCAAACCCUUGUUGCCAAGUUUUUAAUGCAAGGCAAAGCUGGUCGUCAUACAGCAGUCUUUGAGAAGUACCAACAGAAGGCUGAGUACUUCAUGUGUUCAUGCGUUGGUAAGGGCAGCCGGAAUGCACAGAAGACUCCCGGUGGCCUAAUUUACCGCCAGAGGUGGAAUAACAUGCAGUUUGUCACCAGUUCCUCCUUCUUGAUCACCGUCUACUCCGACUAUCUCACAUCUUCCAGGAGAACAUUAAAAUGUGCUUCUGGCAAUGUGGCACCCAAUGAGCUUCUAUCUUUCGCCAAAUCUCAGGUGGAUUACAUUCUAGGAGACAACCCAAGAGCCACCAGUUACAUGGUGGGAUACGGAAACAACUACCCUCAACAAGUUCACCACAGGGCUUCCUCAAUUGUUUCCUACAAGAAGGACUCAUCAUUUGUGAGCUGCAGGGGAGGCUAUGCCACUUGGUUUAGCCGGAAAGCUAGUGACCCCAAUCUGCUUACUGGCGCUAUUGUUGGUGGACCUGAUGCCUACGACAACUUUGCUGAUCAGAGAGACAACUAUGAGCAGACAGAGCCUGCUACUUACAACAAUGCUCCUCUUCUCGGUAUAUUGGCACGCCUACAUGCCGGCCAUGGCGGGUAUAACCAGCUCCUACCAGUGGUUCCCACUCAACCGAAAUCAGCUGCACUGCCUAAACCAAAAGCAGCUCCAGAGCCUAAAGUUACUCCAGCUACUCCAGCUCCAUCGUCGAGCCCAAUUGCAAUAUCGCAGAGGAAAACUACUUCUUGGACUUCCAAGGGAGUGACUUACUACAGAUAUUCCGCAAUUGUGACCAACAAGUCUGCCAAGACGCUUACGAACCUCAAGCUUUCUGUCUCCAAACUUUACGGUCCUAUUUGGGGCCUCGCAAAGGCCGGAAAUUCCUAUGUUUUCCCAUCGUGGAUCAACUCUUUACCGGCGGGAAAGAGCAUGGAGUUUGUCUACAUCCAUUCUGCUUCUCCAGCAAAUGUCUUAGUCUCAAGCUACUCAUUGGCAUAAGAAAGGAAAAAAGCUCGUCAAAACAAAGGGGAGAGGCUCACACAGUUUCUGGUAUCGGAAUGUAAGAAUUGUGCAGCUAUCCGGAUGCAGACCAGAAGACAAGUCCUUUUUUUUUUCUUUGCAAAUAGUACUUAUGAUUGAGAUCUGCAUAGGCGUUUUAGAAGAACGUAGGUCAAAAAAUAAGUACGGAAAUUGGGGAAGAAAGGAGUGACGAGACGGGUUUAAAAUGAGUGCUCGUCCUCUUUCACCUCAACUUUCAGUAGGGUUAUUAUAUAUUGGUUUUGGGAGAGAGGAACAGUUAAAAAGUAAGUGUGAGAGUUUGAGGGGGGUGAAAAAAAUGACUUCUCUCAACUGGUUUCAAGAAGUCUUUUUUCUUUGUGCUUCAAAGCAGCUUUGGAUGUCCUUUUCCUUUUUACUUUUUUUGUGUUGUGAAUGUUGUAAGCUUUGCAACAUUGUUAUCUUCGAAUGGAAUAUAGUUUGUGCAGAUUGCAUUGUGUCUA
Messenger RNA from Malus domestica (apple), 2579 nucleotides. Its product is annotated as endoglucanase 6. Gene Ontology annotation, biological process: carbohydrate metabolic process. The record is from RefSeq and is a predicted model, not a curated record. Gene Ontology annotation, molecular function: carbohydrate binding; hydrolase activity, hydrolyzing O-glycosyl compounds. Lineage: Eukaryota; Viridiplantae; Streptophyta; Magnoliopsida; Rosales; Rosaceae.